AUGUAUCAACGGUCGGUUAUUCGCUUGGUCGGUCAAUGUUUGCAACGAAGACCGAAUCUGAGAUCUCUGAACAGCUACACACCUUCUCAGACGUCCAGAAUCCAAACAUUAAGAUAUUCUUCCACUGAAGCUAAUGCCGAGAAACACCAGUUCCAAGCCGAAACUAGGAAUCUGCUUGAUAUUGUUGCCAAAUCUUUGUAUUCAGAGCAGGAGGUGGGUGUUAUAUCACUUUCGUGAUCGAUGUUUAGGUGUUUCUUCGAGAAUUAGUCAGUAAUUCGAGCGACGCCCUCGAGAAAAGACGUUUUACCGAGAAUGCGAAUGGAGUUGCGGUCACGGCGGCUGGAGACACGAUCCCCUAUGAAGUCAGAGUAACGACAGAGGGAGGGAAGUUGAUCAUCGAGGACACGGGAUGUGGGAUGGACAAGAACGAGCUGGUCAACACAUUGGGUACUAUUGCAAAAUCUGGGUCCAAAGAAUUCAGGACGAAUGAGCAGAAGUCUGCCGAAUCAAUUAUUGGUUAGUUAUUGUUUUUUGUACGAAUUCUCUACAAUGUUUCUUGUUUUAUAUUGAACUUAUGAUGAUGUUGCUAUAGUUACAAUAAUGUUUAAAACGUAAUUGCAACUGGCUCAUCAAUUUUAGUUUUACAAUUUCUUUUUAUUUUAUUCCUUAGUCUUUUAACUUUUUUUCUACUGUAUAACGUUUGCAAGGUAUUAGAAAUGGAUGUUUUCAGGCCAAUUUGGCGUCGGCUUUUAUUCGGCUCUAAUGGUGGCUGACAAGGUUACUGUAAUCACAAAGAAACAUGACGAUGAUGCUAUUGGCUACAAGUGGAGCUGGUCUGGGGAGUCGUCCUUUGAGAUUACCGAGUAUCCAGAAGCCAAACCAGGAUGCCGAAUUGAGUUGGAGUUGAAAGAUGGUGAUAAGAACCAGUUUGCGUUACCUGAAAGACUGAUUGAAGUCAUCGGAAAGUACUCCUACUUUGUGACAGUACCUAUUUAUGUGAAUGAAGAAAGAGUUAACACAAUGAAUGCUAUCUGGACGAUGGAUGCUAAAGACGUCACUCCAGAAAUGCACGAGACUUUCUUCAGACAACUUGCCAAAACUCAUCAUCAACACCUUAUGCACGACAGACCUCGGUAUACGCUGCAGUAUAAGGUAGUUAUUUAGUGUCAAUUUAUUAAAGUCGCGUUUUUUGAGAUACUACGACUUUGGACAGCACGUUACAGAAGCGUAUAUGUUAGUAAUAUUUUAUAUCACAGGCAGAUGCACCUCUCAAUUUACGAGUAUUACUGUAUAUUCCGUCCCAUAAAGUGAACCAAGUUGAGUUUACUACUGAUUUUGAAGAUUCUGGAGUGUCAUUAUAUGCACGAAAGGUUCUCAUUAAAGCUCAUGCCAAGGAAUUAUUGCCAAGAUAUUUAAGAUUUGUUAUUGGAGUUGUCGAUUCAGAAGAUAUUCCAUUGAAUUUGAGCAGGGAAAUGUUACAAAAAGAUGCCGUUAUCUUGUGAGUUUGGUAGCACUUUAAAUGUCAUUUUUAUUUAUAAAGGUGUAGCAUGUCAUACACUCGAUAAAACCCUAAAUUUGUGAUUGAAUUAAAAACAUAUUUUUGUAAUUUCAGGAAGUUGCGACGGAUUAUAACCGAGCGAGUGAUAAGGUUCUUGACCAAGGAGAUGAAGAAGGACAGGAUAAAGUACACGGAAUUCUACAACGGGUACUCGAUGUUCUUCAAGGAAGGUAUUGUGGUUGAACAGGACUUUGGGGUCAAGGAGCAGAUUGCCCAACUUCUGUUGUUCGAUACCUCCAACUUCAAACAAGGUACCCAGACCAGCUUGGAGGAGUACGUCGAGAGAAUGCAGAAGGAUCAGGAUGCCAUUUACUACUUAUUCAGCCCUUCGUGAGUCUUGUUUUUAAAUAAUUAUAUCUGCCUUGUGUACUUUUUGAUUUAAAAGCGAAACCAAUACUGUUUGCAAAAAUCACCAUUAUGAACAUUUUUGUUUCUUGUUGAUAUUUUAGAUUUAUAAAAAUAUUUUUUCAGACGUCAACUUGCCGAAGGAUCUCCUUAUUAUGAAUCCUUUAAGAAGCAGAACAAAGAAGUACUGUUCUUGCACGAUGCAGCUGAUGAGAUGGUACUGUUGAUGAUGAACGAUUUCAAGGGAAAGAAGAUUGUAUCUGUAGAAGCUUACUUGAAAGAACAAGGGUUACAAACUGAAUCCGAAAAGACAGGUUAGUCGACUAAAUUACAGUAUUUUUUAACUUCUUGGCAGGAUUUUGUCUAGUGUAUUGCAUGAUAAUGAGUUAUAACAAGUUAAUAUACUUAUUUGCUUACUUUUAGAGAUGACAAGAGAUACGGGGAAAAAGGAACUUAUGGACUACAUCAAGGAUUCUCUUGGCUCAAUCAAGGUUUUCGAGGUUCACCCGAUGCAAAGUCCAUCAUCUCAUCCGUUUGUUAUCACGGCCAUUAACCACAGUGCCAUGAGACAUGUUCUACGUAUCAAUAACCCAAAACAGAUGGGUCACCUUAUGGAAGUAAAGCCGGUUUUACAUGUUAACUUUGCCCACCCAGUAAUUAAAGGACUGCCAAAGUUGAAGAGAAAGAACGAGAAGUUGGCCAAAGAGGUUGUUGAACAGGUAGGCGUUAUUGAUAAGUAAAUAAUCUUUAUUGUGAAGUAUAUGUAUAACGUAACUUUUGUUUUUAGUUGAAAUUAUACUUUUUAAUCAUUUAUUUUAGUUUUAAUUAUUUUUUUAUAGGUAUACGACAAUGCAUUGGUGACAGCCGGUCUGAUCGGAGAUACCUCUGAGUUCGUGCCCAGGAUCAACAAGAUUCUUGGAGAUCUGAUGUCCGAAGGCUCUACCUCAACAAUCUUGACGCCAUAA
Molecule: messenger RNA, 2868 nt
Organism: Bursaphelenchus okinawaensis
Lineage: Eukaryota; Metazoa; Nematoda; Chromadorea; Rhabditida; Aphelenchoididae
Source: the annotation of a GenBank genome assembly